ACCUGCUAUACCGGUAGGGAAAUUGUUAGUGCCGUGGUUAUGUUAGCUAUAUAACAGCAGCUUGUUGGCUAGCUCACUGCUAGCCUUUCCAGUGCAUUAUCGUUGUUCUUUAAAAGUAUUUAGCUGGAAGCAGAAGAAUAGCAACUGAAAACGCUUGCAAGUAGGAUAAUAAGGAGACGAAACCAUGUCAUUAUAAAGUUAAAUAUCUUGAAUUAAUAUGAAAUAUCCUUCAUACCUCUCGUUUGAAUGAAUACGUACGACGUGCUCUUUGUUUACGUCUGUUCUUCUUCUUCGUUAGGAUUUGGUUGUCAGUUCGCGUAUACCGCCAUCUACUGUAUCGGCGUGUGAGGCCAUUCACGGCCUACCUACAUGUGUGUGUGUGUGUGUGUGUGUGUGUGUGUGUGUGUGUGUGUGUGUGUGUGUGUGUGUGUGUGUGUGUGUGUGUGUGUGUGUGUGUGUGUGUGUGUGUGUGUGCGCACCAUUCUUCUUUUUAAAAUUUAUAUUGGCGGAUCGCAACCAACUGAAAUGUACUGGAUUGUGAGACUGGGCACAACCUCCCUAUUGCGUAUUUCUCAUGUAUUUGUCUUUUCCGCCUGUAUUUCCACCUACUGGAGUGAAUUCCUUACACUUUAUGAUGCAAAGGUGAAGAGAAAAGGAUGGGGAAAAGGGAAGAAGAAUGACCUUACACACGAACCCUACAGUUGCACCCAUUAAAACCUCACCUCACCACUAGUUGGGAGUCAUUUUCAAGCUCUGGAAGUGACAUUUAAAACAGUUGCCGGGGCCAGACAUAGAGCCAGAAUGAAGGAAAAUAAUCGGACCCCUGCAAUGGUCACAUAAAUAAUAUACGUAAACGAGGGGUCUUGGCUAUUUUAUGGAGAGUGAGAGCUAGUCAGACCCAUGAACAAUAGGCCUUAUCAACUAAUGAUUAUGGCCCAAACAAGAUGACCUUGAAUACAGAAAUAUAUGGAAUACAAAAGCAGCCGCAUUUCCUAUAGAGAAUUGUUCUGUUGCCUAUUACAACAAGUGAAUCAUGUUCAGUGUGUGCAUCUCUGCAUGUGAGUAAUAUUGAUAAUAAUGCAUUGUGCUAGUGUUCUGUAUUCUGUCCACCCACAGUACUGGAGUAGACUACAGUGGUUUGUUUAUGGAGCUGAAGGUGCAGCUUGCUCACUUCAGCAGAGCAGACAGCAGUCACAUCGUCAGGACCCAGGACAAUGAAUUAUAGAUGAGGAACAUUCCAGAGAUGAGUCAUGCUACCUCUGCACACACACAGCCAACCAGCCAGACUGUGUGUGUGUGUGCAUGUGUGCAUGCGUGUGAGUGUAUUAGAAUGGGAGAAUGCUAGAGGGAGAGAGGAAGGCAAGGAGAGAGUGUGUGUAUGCCUACGUGUUUGUGUGUGUGUGUGCGUGCGUGUGUGUGUGUGUGUGUGUGUUUGUGUGUGCGUGUGUGUGUGUGUGUGUGUGUGUGUGUGUGUGUGUGUGUGUGUGUGUGUGUGCGUGCGUGUGUGUGUGUGUGUUUGUCUCUGAGGGGGAGAAUAUUGCUAGAGAAAAUGCUAACUGCUUGCUUUUAUACCAGUGCUCCCCACUCUGUUUUCUUUAUGUCAGGAAGAGAAGGAAGAACAGAUGGAAACUGAUCUCAGUUAGUCCUACAUCUACCAAUAUUUAUGUUCAGUUUUAACACCAACAUUUUAUUGUUCACAGUUGUCAUACUGCCCUCUCCAUACGCCCUAGAUAAGUUAGUACGAAAACAACAUAGGCCUACCAAAAUAAAUACACAGCCUCUCUCUCCUAUCCCUUCCAGGCAAACCCCCCCCUAUGAAAAAUGAUAUCCCCCUACAUCCCGACCCACUGCCUGAUUCUAUCCCCUGACCGAUUCCCUCUUUUGUUUCCAAAAUGACAACAGCAGACAGAAAUAGAAUCUUCUCCACCGUGCAAUGUCAUAAAUCGCUGCUGCCUGCCUGCCCAUCCUGGCCAGCAGCUGUGGCUCCCUCCCUCCUUCCUUUCCUCCCUCCCUUUCUCCUCAGUGCUAAUGGACGUUAGUCUUCAGCCAAGCUGCAUGUAGAGAGAGGGAGAAGGCUACUGUCGGAUGGUGUUUGAUGUUGACCCUUGUCUGUUUAAUUGUUUCUAGAUAAAUCUCCAUUUGACUGGUUGGAUGAGAAAUUGGAAUGUACAAAAAUCACAUAAAAGACACCAACAACAACUACAAUAAAAGCCUUCUCCCUGACCAUAAGGAGAAGCUGAUCCAGGCUAUUAAAAGAAUAAAGCAUGAGGUAGACGAGUGCUGGGAGGCAGAGAGAGAGACGUACAUAUGGUCUGUUGGUGUAGAGAGAUGUUUUGAUAAUCUGGAACGGGAGGUCCGAGCUGAGUUCCAGAACCUCCAUCGCUUCCUGGAUGAAGAGGAGACCAUGGACAUGGAGCGACUGAAGAAGGAGAAAGAGAAGAGGGUGAAGCUGCUUAGGGAGAGAGAGAAGAAGAUUGCCAUGCAGGGAAGAGAUCUGGAGAGAGGCAUUGCCACGCUAAACAACAAGCUGGCCGAGGAGGAUAGUCCCAAACUGCUCAAAGAGAUUCAAGACCUCUUGAAAAGGUCGCAGGUGGCUUUCAUACCGCCUCCGCAGGUGGAUGUGGAGGUGCGAUCAGCACACUUUGUGGGGCCCAUCCAGUACAGGAUAUGGAAACACAUGAAGAGCUGCCUGUACCCAAAUAUCACUGAAGUGACCUUUGACCCAGAGACAGCCCACCCCCUCCUCACCCUCUCCCCCAGCUGCACUUCUGUGUGGUUCGAGGAGGACAAAGUUAUCCCCAAGGCCUCGGAGGAGGAGCAGCCCCCCAACCCCCGCUGCUUCCACUACUACUACAGUGUCAUGGGCCGAGAAGGCUUCAUCACCGGACGCCAUUACUGGGAGGUGGAGGUGGGCCGCAAGACAGCGUGGCGGCUGGGUGUGGCCAGGGAGGACGUCCACCGGGGGGAGAUGGACUCCAGCGGGACCAGUAACGGUCUCUGGACCCUAUCCCUGAAGGGAGGGGCCAUCUUGGCCUGUACAGACCCCAAACCCACCAAGGUCCCGGUGUCCAUCAGGCCCGUCCGGAUCGGAGUGUUCUUAGACUGUGAGAAGGAGGAAGUAGCGUUCUAUAACGCUGUUACCAUGACGCCGCUGUACACAUUCUCCAUGGAAACGGUGUUCGUUCCGCUGAUCCCCUUCUAUAACCCGUGUGACACGGACGAUGGGAGGAACCUGGGUCCCCUAAACCUCUUCAGCCCCUCUAUAUGAGAGUACAGAGAACCAAGAAGAACCAAGGUUGUACUGCAGUACAUUUCGUUUGGGGAUGCGGUGAAAGGAUAUAGAGAAUUUGUAAAUGGUUUGUUUUAUACAGUGUGUGUUUCUGGUAUAAUUUCAUAGCUGGCUGGAAGCAUGAUGUAAAUUGUAUCAGUUAGAAAAUCCAAUGAGUUUAUUAUAUGCAUUUACAUUUACCAGGGAAGGCUGGUGUGAGGAGCUAUAGGAGGACGGGCUAAUUGCAAUGGAAUGGAAUCAAUGGAACGGAGUCAACGAGGUUUCCAUAUGUUUGAUACUGUUCAAUUUAUUCCAUUCCACCCAAUACAAUGAGCCCAUCCUCCCACACGCCUCUACUGACAUGUACCUAACCAGCUCUAUGGUAUAGCACUAUCAAUUCAUGUUUAUGCCAUUGCGUUCAGUUGUUUGCAUUGUGGUUUGAAUACUGACAUUUUAUUGUCAUUAAAUACACAAAUAAAUAGGUAAACAAAUUAACACAAAACCUUGGUCUGUGCCUAUAACACCAGAAUGUGAUAUUUUUGUCAUAGUGUCACAUAAUAGGUUAUGAAUGUAGAAAAACCAGACUAAGGUAUCGAAAACAAGUCCCAAAACUGAGCAAAGGCCAAAUGCCAGUAUCCUAGUGGGGGUAGAUACCACGGGGCCUCAGGACUUAACAGGAGGGGUUAACUGCACAAUGAUGUUACCUUUGGCCCAUCUAUAAAUACUGUGGUCAUGCAUCCACAGCUGUGACACUUUGUCAGCAGUCCAAAUGUCACCCUAUUCCCUAUAUAGUGCACUACUUCUGACCAGGGCCAAUGGGCCCUAGUAAAAAGUAGUGCACUAAAUAGGGAAUAAUGUGCCAUUUGGGAUGUAUCUA
Oncorhynchus masou masou (cherry salmon) is the source of this 4145-nucleotide messenger RNA. RefSeq names its product zinc-binding protein A33-like. Gene Ontology annotation, biological process: protein ubiquitination. Gene Ontology annotation, cellular component: cytoplasm. NCBI's taxonomy places the organism in Eukaryota, Metazoa, Chordata, Actinopteri, Salmoniformes, Salmonidae. The transcript is spliced from 7 exons. The coding region runs from base 2165 to 3268 and encodes 367 amino acids. Gene Ontology annotation, molecular function: ubiquitin protein ligase activity; protein binding. The record is from RefSeq and is a predicted model, not a curated record.